This is a messenger RNA of Chenopodium quinoa (quinoa), 1305 nucleotides long. Its product is annotated as F-box/kelch-repeat protein At3g23880-like. Bases 1 to 1305 code for a protein of 434 amino acids. The transcript has a single exon. Gene Ontology annotation, molecular function: protein binding. Lineage: Eukaryota; Viridiplantae; Streptophyta; Magnoliopsida; Caryophyllales; Amaranthaceae. The record is from RefSeq and is a predicted model, not a curated record.
AUGAAGAAAUCUGAAAAAAGUUCAAGCAACCAUAAACGAACAUUGUGCACAAAAUUUGAGUUAAACAAACGCUCGGCGAAGUCAACUUUUCUCAAUCAACCAUUCACAAUAACCCCAACAUCGAAAUCUCUACUGAAUAAGCAAAAUAUUCUAAUUACACUAAGUGACAAUAAUCGCGAGCAUGGAAGGCUUCCGUUGGAGUUGGUAUGCAACAUCCUUUCGUGGCUACCAAUUGAAGAUCUUCUCCGUUUUAAGAGUGUAUGCAAGUGUUGGCGCGAUGAAAUUAACACCCCUUAUUUCAUCAACUCUCACAUUCGCCGCAUUAAAAAUAACAAUGAAGCAAAUAGCAGUACAAGCUCUCUUGUCAUAGUCUUUUCUUCCAAGUAUAAUAUUCUUAUGUCGAUUGAUUUUCACUCUCCUGAGAAUACUAAGGUCAGGCCUAUAACUCCUAAUAUCUCUCUUGACAAUCCCUACCUCGUCGGUUCUUCCAUUGGUCUGCUCUGCUUUACUCAUUUGGAGUAUUCCAUGUCAAAAGAAAACCAGACUAGAAGUUUUUCUCUUUACAACCCGAUCACUGGAGCCUCCAAGCUCAUACCUAAGUUGGAACCUCUAAACCCGAAUUUAAGGAAUGGUUUUGGUUAUGAUUGUACGAGUGGAGAUUAUAAGAUUUUGUGUCUAGCAACAGACCAAGAAGAUUUUAUGACGACCUAUACUUGUGUCUACAGUUUGAAAAACAAUUCAUGGAAGGUAAACAUGGACGAACCUUGUCCAUAUUUAUGUGGCAAUAUACCAUGGUCGUCAUGUAUGGUUCUUUCUAAUAAUGCACUGCAUUUCAUAGCUUCGGAAAAAUUAAUUGCGUUUGAUCUUGUAAGCGAAAGAUUUCAUGAGAUACAACUACCUAGUGAUCAAGUGAUUUCUUGUAUUCAACCAUUCGAGUUGGCUAAUUUAAGGGGAUGCUUGCAUUUGGUUACAUUAAAUGCCAUAUGGACUAUGAAGGAAUAUGGUGUACAACAAUCAUGGACUAAAUUGUUUUGCUUCUCACAAGCAAAUUAUUGUGCCCUAUUUGAUCGUACGAUUUUGGGACAAAGAAGGAUAAUGCCUUAUGCUUAUUCAAAGGACGGAAGGGAAAUUCUAGUAACUCUAGCAACACGUCAUAACAUGUUUUUUCGUUUAGAUAUAGAAAGUCGAGAGUUCAAGAAACUUGAAAUUUCAAGUUUACCAAAAGAUUGGGAAUAUUGGGCACAUUCUGGUGAUGCCAUGCCAUGGGUUGGUUCCUUUGUUUAUCCCUCAUUUGAAUUGUUUUGA